Aspergillus saccharolyticus JOP 1030-1 is the source of this 2804-nucleotide messenger RNA. Its product is annotated as Zn(II)2Cys6 transcription factor. The record is from RefSeq and is a predicted model, not a curated record. Gene Ontology annotation, biological process: regulation of transcription by RNA polymerase II; DNA-templated transcription. NCBI's taxonomy places the organism in Eukaryota, Fungi, Ascomycota, Eurotiomycetes, Eurotiales, Aspergillaceae. The transcript is spliced from 4 exons. Gene Ontology annotation, molecular function: RNA polymerase II cis-regulatory region sequence-specific DNA binding; zinc ion binding; DNA-binding transcription activator activity, RNA polymerase II-specific. Gene Ontology annotation, cellular component: nucleus. Bases 189 to 2750 code for a protein of 853 amino acids.
UAUCGCAUCACAUGACCUGGCUAUCCCCGUCGGCGAGUGGGGGAUUCGACUUUCCCGAGAAUUUCCCCCAGUAUCUCCGCCGUUUGACCCCCACUUGCAUUCCUCGAGUCACCCCCCAUGAUCACGGCAGUCUACAAUGUCUCCUUGACCCUUAGGUAACUAGUCAAUAUCCUCUACAAUCAGUAUCGAUGCUUACCGCCGGGACGGUUCGACACUCAGCCAUGAUAGGACCUGUGCGCCGACGUCGCAGACCCGCCGUCUCCUGCUCUCUCUGCAGACGGCGAAAGAUCAAAUGUGAUCGUCAGGCCCCUUGCAGAAAUUGUGUACGCUCGAAAAACGAGGCCCUCUGCGAAUAUGAUACUUCGGAGGUCCCUCAGCAUCUCCCGCCGACGUUUCGUGCCGCAGUCGCCCACGCGAUCCCCACGGAUAAUGAUCUGUCACGUCCCAGCCACACAGCCUCCUCCGUCUCGAGUCCUCACUCCACAGUGCAUGCCACAGUUUCCACCAAAGCUUCGACCAUCACCAGUCCCCACUCCGACCAGAAUGUGGAGGCCCUCAAAGACAGGGUUCGUCAGCUGGAACAGCGACUGGCGGAGACGGCAGCAAAGUCUGCAGGCGAGCCUCCACUGGCCCCUAUAGGUGAAGUUGUAACGGCAGGCUCAACCUUGACGGGGCUGUUCCACCUGCACAAUGAGACCAUUUUUCCCGGCCAAUCCCGAGCGAUCACUCGUAGCUUGAUGCACAAAUCGCGUCUCUUUGGUCAAAGUCACUGGAUGAACGGCAUGGCAACCGAGUUCUGGAAUCUUUUCCAAGUCCUCGAGACGCAUGCGCGGAAUGUCAAUAGUCAAGCAUUCUCCAAGCUGCAGAAAUGUAAAGCAAUAGGCAAGCUCAUCAAAGAUAGGCGGACACCCAGCUGGCCGGUGGUCACCGCUAUCCCCCUGCCUCGGAAAGAAGUGGCCGAUGAGCUUGUGGACUGCUACCUGCGCAGCAGCGAAGCCAUCUACCGCAUCCUGCACAUCCCCACCUUCCGCCGCGACUACGAUGCACUGUGGGUCGGUCACACCACGCCGGACUCUGCGUUUCUGAUCCAGCUCAAGCUCGUCCUGGCGAUUGGAGCGGCCACUUACGACGAGCGCUUCACCCUCCGUCCGUCCGCGAUAGCCUGGGUCUACGAGGCGCUGACCUUGCUCGCGAAGCCCGAGUACAAACUGCAUCUCAGCAUGCAGUUCCUCCAGCUCAAUCUGCUGGUGCUGCUGGCGCGCGAAGCCACCGGCAUCGGCGCCACGCUGACCUGGAUCCCUGCCGGGUCGGUCCUCCGCAUGGCGAUGCACAUCGGCCUGCACCGCGACCCAGACCAUCUGCCCAAGCGCACUCUGUUCGCCGCGGAGAUGCGCCGCCGGUUGUGGAACACCGUGCUCGAGCUCUCGCUCUCAUCGAGCAUGACCUCCGGCGGGCCCCCGCUGCUCUCGCUGGAAGACUUCGACACCCGCCCGCCCAGCAACUUCGACGACGAUCAGCUCACAAACGUCACCGACGCAGACCCCCCGACCCCGAAAGCAGACCACGCAUUCACCCAGACCUCCAUCGCCAUCGCCCUGCGCAAGACCUUCCCCGCCCGCCUUGCCAUCACCCGCGCCCUCAACAACCUCGACUCCAAGGGCACCUACGACGAAACGCUGCGUCUUGAUGCUGGGCUCCGCACCGCCUACAAGCAGCUCUGCCACUCCCUCCACCAGUUCUCUGCCAACAGCCCCAGCACCGAGACCACCGAGAAUUCCCAGCACCCCUCCCCCUUCUCCCUCCACCUCCUCGAUUUCCUCAUCAACCGCCACCUCAUCGCCCUGCACAUGCCCUACUUCAACCCCGCCCUCCACGACCCCGCCACCUAUGCCUACACCCGCAAAGUCCUCACCGAAACUUCCGUGCGCAUCUGGUGCACCGCCUACCCCACCUCCGCCAUCAUCCAGCACCCACUAACCCGACUACCCCUACCUUGCACCCCCUCCUCGGCAUCCCCUCCCCCCCACGCCCCCACCCCACCCGAUUCCCUCCUAUUAUUAUCAAGAUACAUCACCAACUUCGCCGGUCCCCUCACGCAAACCACCGUGCAAGUCUGCAGCCUCGCCGCCCUUGAACUCCGCGCUCAGGUCCAGGAAUCGCUGACCACCACGCCGUUUACUCCCGAUGGGAAUAGGGCGAGCUUCCCCAUCCGCACGGACCUGCUGACCAUUACCCGCGAAGCUAAGAGCUGGUUGCUGCGGUGUCUUGCGAGCGGGGAGACGAAUAUGAAGGGGUAUCUGUUGCAGUGUCUGGUGGAGGCGCAGGUGGAGGCGGUUUUGAGAAGGGUGCCAGCAGGAGAGUUGGGGGCGGUGUUGGUUGCGGCGGCGGAAGGGGCGGUGGAGGUGGCGUUGGGAGUGUUGGCGGGUGUGCUUGGGGAUGGGAAUGGAGGUGGGGAUGUAGCUGAUGCUGCUGCUGAGGCGGCGGCGACGGCGGCGGCUGGUGGUGAUGGUGAUGCUUCUAGUGGUACAGCUGGUGCUGGUGCUGGGGAUAGGAUUGAUGGUGGUAACUUUUCCGCAGGACAGCCAGGGAUGUCAGGGUCAACUGGUGGGGGUCCGCUAGCGGAGUCGAUGGGUGAUUGGGACUUGGAUCUUCUGACCUCUGAUGCUUUGUUUGGGAUGGAGGAUCCGGUGGGAGGUGGGGCAGGCUGGUUGGGGGACGAGGGGGCGUGGCAGGGUUCGUUUUUGUGGUAGAGCAGAUCUCCAGUCGGGGUAUAACUGUGUCUUGUGGGUACUCUACUCAUCUCC